AUGUUCUCCCCAGACAUGCUCAAGGCAGCGCAAGGCAUGAUGGCGAACAUGUCGCCAGAGGACAUGCAAAGAAUGACCCAGAUGGCAGCAAACAUGGACCCCUCUGUCAUGGAGAACAUGAUGAAGAAUAUGGGCGGCGCCGCCCCUGGUAUGACUGGUAUGGACUCGGGACAGAUGAAGGAGCAAAUGAAAAGAAUAGGGCAGAUGAGCCCUGAUGAGAUCAAGUCGAGCAUGAGCCAAGCGCAGCAGCAGAUGGGUGGGCAGAAGCAGUACAUGUACAACGCCUCCAUGCAGCUGAAGAAUGAGGGUAACGACCACAUCAAGGCUCAGAAAUACUCCGAUGCUUUGAGAGCGUACAGCAAAGCUCUGGAGAAUCUGAAGCCUUUUGCUGGAGAUGACAUUUCUCAGCUGCGCCUCUCCUUGUUGCUGAACUCAGCCAUGUGCCAUUUGAAAGAAAACGAUCCAGCAAGGACGGUCGAGGUCUGUGAGGAAGCGCUCCAGAUCAACAGCCACAGCGUCAAGGCACUGUUCCGACGUGGGCUGGCCCGCGUGGACCUUGGCCAGCUGGCCGAGGGUGUGGCCGACAUGAAGUUUGCGGCGAAGCUGUCGCCGGACGACAAGACCAUCGCCUCGGAGUUGCAGCGCGUAGAGAAGGACUGCCUGGGCAAAGGUGUGUCUUCAGAUGCCAUUGAUGCGGCCCAGCAGAAGGCUGAAGAAGCGGCUAGCAAAAGCAGCAGCUCUUCACCUUCGCCCAGUUGGCCAUCUGCACCUGGUGGUCAGAAUGUGGAGCAGGCCAUGGAACAGAUCUCGAAAAACCCCGAGAUGGUCAACCAGGCUACAGAGAUGAUGAAGAACAUGUCACCUGAGGACAUUGAGCGCAUGAUGUCCUCCGCGCCUCUUCCGCCGGGGGUCGACAAGGAGACCGCGCGAAAGAGAAUGGAGGCUGUCUCAAAAAAUCCAGAGAUGCUGAAGACGGCGAUGGACGCGCUGUCGUCCAUGCCAGAAGAGGAGCGGAAACGCAUGCUCUCUGCAGCUUCCGGCUCUGGAGCGGCUCCCGACUUCAGCAAGAUGGGCGACAUGAUGAAGGACCCAGCAGCCAUGAAGUCUGCCAUGGCCGCUGCCAGUGCCAUGGGCCAUGGCUCGGGGCCUGAGGCAGAUCUCAUGAAGAAGAUGACGGAGAAUCCAGAGAUGAUGGACGCCAUGACGAACAUGAUGAAAAACAUUCCUCCAGAGCAGAUGCAAAAGAUGAUGGACAUGAGCAUGAAGAUGAAGUCUGGAGGGGCCGACGGCGCGGAUCCAUCACAGAUGCUGAAUGAUCCGGACAUGAUGAAGGCUGCUGAGGAGAUGAUGAAGAACAUGUCGCCGGAAGCGCUCCAGAGCAUGGCCAAGUCGGCUGGCAUGGAGGUCAGUGAGUCUCAGGCCAAAAUGAUCUCGAGGGUAAUGCCCUUCAUGAUGAAAGGCCUCAAACUGUGGGGCUAUGUCAAGAAGAUGUUUUCAGCAAUGUUCAGCCCACGGGGCCGAAUCAUCCUUGCUGUCGUGAUUGUGCUGGUUGCUGUCGGCCAGCACUACUACUUUUCCGAGAAGUAA
Messenger RNA from Symbiodinium natans, 1587 nucleotides. Lineage: Eukaryota; Dinophyceae; Suessiales; Symbiodiniaceae. The record is from the annotation of a GenBank genome assembly.